This is a messenger RNA of Penicillium hordei, 252 nucleotides long. RefSeq lists its product as uncharacterized. Bases 1 to 252 code for a protein of 83 amino acids. Lineage: Eukaryota; Fungi; Ascomycota; Eurotiomycetes; Eurotiales; Aspergillaceae. The transcript has a single exon. The record is from RefSeq and is a predicted model, not a curated record.
AUGACUCUCUUUGCUGCAGUCAACCCUAUAAGUGCAUAUGUUCUAACGAUAGCAGACUGGACGUUGUCCGUGUACGGUGACACCAGUCCUAGUUCUGUGAUAGAGAGCCUUUUCAAAGCUUUGUUCAAAGCUAACACAGACGUGGUAGCUGGAAUGCCUGUUGCGGCUGUGAUAGAUUGGCACAAGACCGAGUCGAUUUCAAAGCCGAGAAGUGCCCGUCUAACCAAUGAUAUCGACGCCCACGUCGACUAA